Messenger RNA from Periconia digitata, 1870 nucleotides. NCBI's taxonomy places the organism in Eukaryota, Fungi, Ascomycota, Dothideomycetes, Pleosporales, Periconiaceae. The record is from the annotation of a GenBank genome assembly.
CCAGACCGCCUACCACCAUGGAUGGCACAUAUAUACCAGCAGGAACUUUGAUACCAAAGGUAAUGACGGUAAGACCGGCCUUGAUAACGAAGGCUACGGCCAAGACCCCGAGCACAUUGGGAAUGUUUUCCCUUGUAGGACAUAAGCCAUCCCCAUUCUCGGUGAAUGUAUCGCAAGGGCUAGCAAGCUCAAACAGCAACUCUGCCACGGGGAGCUUGGUGUAUCUGUUCCAGAAACUGAUGAGUCCAGUGACAAGUGCAACCAGGAACACCUCGAGCAUCGGAUAUUUCUUAAUGAUCGGAAUUCGACGGAAAGUGCGAGCCCAGAAGCGCGAUGCUUUGAUGAAGAGAGCGCCCAAUGUGCCGCCUAAUGCCCCCGUGAAGAUGAAAGCAACCAGUUCAAAGACUUUCCAAUCGACGAGAUAUCGGACUUCGAACAAGACAAUCUUGUUGUUACCGUAUGGAUUCAGGAACUUGAGCGACAGGGCGGCGGCAAUGCAACAGAAAAAGCUGAAAAGCACACCACUGAUGGGAGCGCCAAAGGCUACGGCCACGCCGCUGGCAGCGCUGGCACUGAGAAUUUCUCUUCGCUUCGCAUCGUUUGCAUUGUACUUUGAAAAUAUACGACAAGCAAUGUUACCGAUGGAAGUAGCGAUAUGCACAUACGGGCCUUCUUUGCCGAGACUCAAACCAGAAGCCACACUGAGAAUCAAACCAAGAGUCUUGAUGAUCAAAGUUCGCACACCUAGAUACCCGUGGAGGACGAAGCCGCUCAGAAUGACCUUGACCUCGGCUACACCGCUGCCAGCCGCAGAGUAGUAAACCAUGGGAGGACGAAGCUGUGUUUCGUUCAAGCGAGCUUGAGUGGUCAGAUGCUCCGUGCUGUCAUCGUCCUCUUCCUCGUGCUGCGAUUUGUGGAUUUCGGCCCCUAGAUUCUCAUCCAAGGUGGAGAUGGAGAUGGCAGAGGGCACCACUGUCUUGGUGGAGAGCGUCAAGAAGCACGAGGCCAUGGAAAGAAAAACGACGGCAAACACAAAGGCAGCAUACUGGGUUUGCACCAUGUCCAGUCGGUCAUUGCGGAUGACACGCGACCAAUGGAGCCACUCGUCACAGACGGUAGCGCCCUGGCAGCAGGUCUUUUUGCGCCAGUACCAGGCAGUCGUACAAUAACCCUGCUUCCAAUCGAACAGUGUAGUCUCGGUGAUGUUGACAAAGUAGGCCACUAUAGCUGUCAGGAGACCGAUGAUGGCCACCAAGAUCCAGCCCUGGGCGCCGUCAAACCAGGCCUCCACCCUGCCGCGGAAGUCCUUGCGACUUCGCAGGGCCUUGACGCGAAAGGCAUCGCUGAUGCUAUCACGAACCCAGUCGGUCGAAGUGAACUGAUCAUACCACACGCGGUUGUCCUGGAAUAUGGAGGCCUUUGAGAUUUGCAUACUGUUCUCCAUGGACCGCUCCCCAAGAGCAUUCACCAGACGCUGGCUAAAGGAACCACGUCGGCUGUGAUGACGCACACGCAUGCUGGCAGGGGCUCGCCGCGGGGUGCCAGGCAUGGUGGCGGGGUUUGUGCCUGGAAUACUAGCAUAGGAGCGUGUGCGUUGUGGGAUGCCGAGAAGACUCGAUCUCUCGGUGGCAUAGUGCCUGGUCAGGUCGUUUUCUGAGGCUCGGGCCCGGCGCACCUGGCGGAAGGUGGUGGUGGGAGAGGUUGGGGUAGUACUGCUGACCGUGUCACGCUGCUCUUGCUCCUCGAGCGAGGCAUUGCUGGCGGGGUCGUAGCCAUGGCGAGAGUCGUCGUCGUCUUCGUCGCGGUUGUCGGCCAGCUCCUCGACGCUGCGAAAGGAGACGAAGGACUUGGGCAUGGCGGAGGUGAGGAC